Molecule: messenger RNA, 5766 nt
Organism: Penicillium brasilianum
Lineage: Eukaryota; Fungi; Ascomycota; Eurotiomycetes; Eurotiales; Aspergillaceae
Source: the annotation of a GenBank genome assembly
GACAGGCGCGUUGCCCAUUUACUUUUCACUGGCCCUGGCCUCUUCGCUCUCCCAGUACUACGAUCAAGCCAGGAUUUUGUUGGGAGGGCUCAUUUCUGUCUACUCAUCACCCAGCAAUGGUCCUUACUCUCAUUUAUUUCCUAUCCUCAUCUCGCCUCUAAACCAUGGUAGAGAUCCUCGGCCCUCUCCCUGCUCGCCCACCAACUCCUCCUAGGCCGGGUUCUCGAAUCGAUCAGAACGACCCCCAGUCCCCGCACCCUGUUCAGACCCCUGGGGCUUCGUCGCAGACGGCGGAUGCUUCCAGGGCGCCUCCGUCAAGCCACGGUUCCAAACGUGUGAACUUCUCGCCAUGGCUGUACACCGUCAUUGGGUCACCCAUCUCCCAAUCGUCCAGUAAACCUAAUGACGCCAAACCCAUAACAAACGCAGCAUUCGACAGUCCCCAAGGCGGCGAAGGCAGACCUUUCAAGUCGAUCCUCAAGGAGACAAGCUCCCCGAUCCCAGUGUGGUCCCCAAAUGUCAAUCAGUACACAACCGAAUCAUUCGACAUGCUGCUAGAGUCGGUUGUUCAGCAAUUGGCGGGAGAGUCCGUCUCUUCCCGCCUCGAUGCAUAUAUCAACUUCUUUGGAGCAUUACGGACAUAUGACGGAUUGCUGCGUGGGAACGAAAUUGGAGAGAAGCUCGGCUUGAUCACGGAUUUCAUCCAACGCGACGUGACUCGCGACUUGGUCAACGGGACACCUAUGGAUACAAGUCUGGCUAACCAAGCCUUGAAACUAUCCGCUGCUUUCAUUUGGCAACCAGACAUCUCAACGCAGCUCUCGGAGGAUUUCAAAAUCUUUCUGGUGGAGCACGCGAUCACCUCUCUCCAGGAGACGAAAGGUGCAAAGUCCGUCCUAACCCACUACCUGUCGAUUCUCUCCACGCAAAAUUUCAGUUCGAAACUUAUGACAACCUCUCGAGUCACCCGUCUUCUUGCAGCGUUGCAAGAUCUUACUAAACACGUCAACGGCAAAGCGAUUUCCUUCCAUCGAUUGUGCAUCUAUUCGCGACUCCUCUCCCAAUCCAAGUCAACGUUCCUCUCGCAAUCGUCAUUAUGGAUGGAGCACCUCGUAUUCGGUUUGCUCCAUGCUCACAAAGAUACAAGGACAAAGGCCAUCUCUCUUGGUAUCCAAAUCUCCGUCGCCGCGGGGCCAACACCUGCGCUAUCGAACAACAUCCGGAUGCUUUUUGAACGACCGUUGGAGGGCGAUCGAAAAUUGGUAACGGAAAUUCGAGAGCGAAUGUCGCGAAUGGUGGCAUCCAUUGAUACAGGCAUACAUGUGCCGCAGAUUUGGAGCAUCGUGAUUCUUCUAUUACGAAGCAAAAAGUGGAAUCUCGACCAAUGGGAGCAUUUCAAAGAGUGGCUUCUUGUCUUGCAGAAGUGUUUCAAUUGCAGUGAGCCUGCUAUUAAAGCCCAGGCAAUUAGAGGCUGGAAUUUGUUUAUUUAUGCCGUGAGCCCCAACGAGUCCACCAGUCGAUCCCUUCUCAAGAUGCUGGGCAAGCCGGUGUUCUCGCAAUUCGAGCGAAAGAAGUCCGAUAAAUCAGGGUCGCCACCGUCUCAGCUUUCAUUGAGCAGCUAUUACCACUUGCUCUAUUACGCUUUUCGUCCAUCUCUUCCUCAUCAACAUGUCGAUACCAUUUGGGAGGAAUACGUUGCAGCUCCCUCCGCUACUAUUUUCUCCGCUUUCCCGGCCCUGGCCGAUAGCGCGUCACUUGUGUUAGCCAACUUGCUAUGGUGCCCACAGGCGAAAGUAUGGACCGAGACUCGGAUCACCGACCCUGCCAAAAUGGAGGUCGAAGAACUCCCAUCAGUUGAACCCCGCUGGGUUCGUUCGAAAAUCUCAUCAGUCCUGGGAGUGUUCGAGUCUCUUCUCAAAUCUUCAGUCUGGAACCAAACAGAUCUGGAGAAGUCAAAUAUUGCCCUGGCCUGGAACGGCCUAGCCAGUGCGCUUUCUCUUGCCUCCAGCAAAGAAAUCACCCCAUCAGGAGAGUCAAUGCAAGCCGUUGCUAGUGUCCUUGGCUUGCUGUAUCGUCUUUGGACCCUAGGACCGUCUUCCUUGAAUGCCGCUGGAGGGCAGAGCGAGGAAGCUUUCUUUGAAAGAUUUCAGUUCUUGUCUACGACCAUGAUUUUCUCUCUUGGUGGAAUACCUUUCACCGAAAAGCUCAUGCUGAAAAUUGGUGAUGGAUCAUUCCAGACCUCUAAUACUCCAACACAUCGCCCUUCCGCCUCGGUUACCAAUUUGGAUAGCCCUAUUCUACAUCUUUUGCGCACCAUCAGCAAGAAUACCGUGAUAUCGUCGCCAACUCCAUCAUACAUUCGCCUCGUUGAGGGGCUGAUAACAGCCUCGUGUAAUGGAAGGAUAUCGCGCGGCUCUCGUCUCGAACUUCUCCACCAGUGUGCUGAAUUGGGUAUUACGGAAUUGAAGUUCACUUCCAAUUCGCCGCAUCUCUUGGAGGUAAUCUGGAAAGCGACAGCACUCGCAGCAGCGGACGCAUUGCAAUCGUUCCCCAUUGAGUCUGCACGAGAGCGGGACGGCUCUGUUUCUCGGGAUUACGAGAUAAUCACUAAUAUCCUUGUGGCUGGCGUUUCUUUCCCAGGUGCGUCUCAAGAGUGGUCGCGACUUCUUGACGCGUAUGUACGAGUGGCAAGAACAGAGAAAGGAGAUUGCGUCCUUUCCGAUCUCAUUGUAGAGCCCAUUGCUGAAAGUCUGUCUUCAAUCUCCGUCCAUGACACGUAUCUCCCCAUAACCGCACUGCUCGGCCAUUGUCUUUCUAUCCCCUUUGCGCGGGAGACCGGGUUGGGGCUCGACCACCCCGUCCCUCAUCAACUUGCUCUUCCGGCCUUCCCCUACAAACUUCUGAAGACUGUCGAACAAAGCUUGGAGUUAGGCUACCACAGCCUCGACGCCUCUCACACACUCCAUCUUUCUGCCUUUAUUGAAUCUAUGACUUCAUUCUUGGGGUCUGGCACACCGUCCUUUCGCUCUCAGGCACUCGAGACCCUCCAGGCACCACUAGGACUGUGGAUCCAGGACAGCGAACUGAAGGUUGAUGUCACAUUCGGGGUGGACAGUCGUUUUUUGACUGCAUGUCGCUCUCUUUUAUCGGCCAUACUCAACAUCUUGCAGACCGCUGUCAUUGACGAGACGUCGACGUUGCAAACAUAUGCAACAAUCAUCUGCGCUGGCUUAGAAUCGCCUCACAUCUCAAGAACCAAGCGAUUUGUCGAUUUCUUGAGAUCAACGAAGACAUCAUUUGAUACACGCAUGUCAUCCACUCCAAUGGGUCAAGCAUUUUCAACUGCGACCUCUCGACUCUGUGCCCCGGUCCAGCUGUCGCAAGCUUCAGCUCAAGCAAGUUCCUUCCAAUUCGCGCUUUUAGUCUCCAGUACUAAUAGCCGUACGCAGGAGGCCAACUUGGCAUCAUCGAGCUCGCCCAAGCCAGCGAACCAGCCACUGAUCGAGCCAAUUCCAACACGUUCCAUCGAAAAUGGCAGCACCGCCUUCAAUUCAUCGCCUGUCAUUGGGACAAAAGACCCAGCCCUGCCUAACCCUACAGAGCUCGAAGAACCUCAACUUCCUACGAACGACGGCACCGCCGCAGCUGAGGCGCCGGCGACCUUCCAAAAGAGCCGACGUGAGAUGUUCCGAAUGAUAGAAUCUAUUAGGUCCUCCUCGCCGGCGCAUACUCCUGGCAAGCUAGGCUUCGACACGCCCAGUCACCUGCGCAGAUUGCAUGCUCAGACUGGCAUUCCCUUGACUCCCACCUUGGUGCCCGCUGAAAAUGAGGAAGGAUUUAUUGGGUCAUCUCCCACACCUGCAACUAGAGAUCUGACCCCUGCCAUGAACUUGGAAGCUCCCGGAGGGCAAUUCCAAGAUAUCGCAAUGGAGGAUGCUACAGACCUCCCUUCUUCCCCUCCUGAACUCACUUCUCGGAGCCCUAGUCCCAAGAAAAUGUCCAGCUCUUCCCGGCGGGCUAGACGAAGGAAGCGUCUCCAAUCGAGCGUUGCUGAAGAGGCGAGGAAAAAGGCAUCCGUCCCUCAGGCGGAUGAACGUCCCCCCAGUCGCCGCACUCGAUCAGCACUGACUCAGAGCACUGCAAAUGAUCAGAAUGCUGAUGCUGCUCCUGCACCACCAAUGUCUACGUCUGAAAUCAUACCCAAGACAUUGGAGAAGUUGUCAACUCCACAGAGCGCAAAGUCAAAAUCGUCGUCUAAGAAACGAAAGAGAAAGGGAGGAUCAAAGGCAGCAGAUGGAAUUAAUGAACAGACUGCUCAAGUGCCUUCGACUCCGGUUGCUUUGCAGUACUUUGUUGACUCUUCGAGUGAGGAUUUGGAAUCUCAAAUCGCGUCUCAGCUCGAGCAGGAUCUAGAACUAGCUGUUGACAUGGUUGGCAAGGGUCAAUCAGGGUCCGCUCUUGCUAUUGAAGAUCCCGAGCCAGCCACGAAGAAGAGAAAGCGUGAAGAAGACAAUGUUCAGUCUACCUCUCGGGAUAGACGGCGUUCAACUCGUCUCUCAACUACAAAGGACCUGGGCAUCACCGAAGUUGAAGAGACACAGGUGACCCAGUCUCAGGAUACAACAAUUUCUCAUCCCUCCAAGGAUGUCCCUUCGUCCAACCUGUCGCCUACGGUCACUCGACGAUCGACUCGCAGCUCGCAAAAGAAAGAGAGCGAGCUUGUCGUCGCUCAACCCGUCCCAGAAACCCAGAUUCCGGAAACCAUCCCAGAAGAGCCACCUAAGGAUCCCGAGUCCUCUCAGCGACCAAACAAGAGAUCGCGCAAAUCUUUACGGCUUGAAGAUCAGUCUCCUCCUCCACUUCCUCUUGUGGAGGAACAGAUCUCGACGUGUCCCAAAUCUUCCCGUAGCUCCCGCUCUCGCAAGUCGCGCUCAUCCCGCAACGAAACGCAGUCUCAACCUCGUCAUUUUCAGGAACAACGACUCCCCGUGGAGCCAGCCAUGGAAAACGAGCUGUUUACUGCUUCAAAUGACUACAGCAAUGCUGGCUCGGACUUUAUUGCUCCCCAGGAACCGGUCGAGUCGCAGACUGCCCCUUCUUCCACAGAGGAAACCGAUUCUCAAAUGACUGACGUGAACCCUUCCACCGCACCCGUAUCCCAAGGCACGAACAUACAACAAAACAUGGAUGUGGAUAUGGUUUCGGAAAAUCCGUCGACAAGCGUGCCGGGUCCAGUCCUAGACGUUGCCACCACUGAAAUUCAGACGGAACCAGUCCCUCCUACCGUCGAACCUGACAUCAGCGAGGCCGGUAUUUCUCGAUCCUUGAGGAAACUGCUGGACGACAUGAAGUCUGCAAAACUGGGGCCAAAUGCCCUUCGUGAGGUUGACGACCUCCUUUUCAAUAUCCGCGUCGAAGCGCACGACGCUUCUCGACGACACAACAAUCCAGCAUAGCGAUGGCGUUUACUAGGUAAUCCUGCUUUCAUGUGAUUUUACGCGUUGUUCUCCUUUAUUGGCUCCUCUUAUGUCUCUAUUCCCCGAGUGCAUCUCACAUUAUAUGAAAUACAUAGCGGCCAUUGCAUAUGUCUUUCUGCUUUUCCGAUUUUUCCUUCCUUUGGGGGCGCCAAGUUAGUUGCAUGUUUCAUUCCUUGGUCACGAUGUAUUCUCCUGCUUAUUGUCUUGCGAGACAUGUACAAUCGAGUCAAUAAGUGAUCUUUAAAUACUUCUUGCUUUCAUGUAUAAUCUUUCUGUCCCUGAUCCGCGG